AUGGUUUUCUUACAGCAAAAUAGAUCCUUUCUACACACUUUUCUGGGGAUCAAAGAAGAUCCGAUCAUAGGUGCAUCACAGAGCGAGCCAGUGAACAUCUCCAAGGCAGAGCUGGUGAAAAGGAUCAAACGCAGACUAUCGUCAGUCGACGUUCAGAAAGCGAAGGAAGUCGGAGGGAUAUUCGCCUUUCACGUCAUCAAGGGAACUUCUGUCUAUUCUUGGACACUCGACCUGAACGCGGUAACAGUUUACGAGGGCGAACCCGAAGACGAACCUGACACUGUCUUCACACUCACCGAGCAUUACUUCAAGCAGCUCGUCCAAGGGAAGGAAGAUCCAAGAUCGAUAAUGCAGGCAGGACGGUGUUCAGUCACCGGUGACAUCAUGAGGGCAAUGAAACUUGAACCUUAUAUUAGGCUAGAUUAAGUUAAUUAUAACCUGACACAUUAGUAUGCGACCGCAAAAAAAAAGGACUGGUAAUUGUAAUUAUUUAUGAAGUCUACAGAAAGGAAUUCCUCCUCGCG
Messenger RNA from Bombyx mandarina (wild silkworm), 524 nucleotides. RefSeq names its product fatty acid-binding protein-like. Lineage: Eukaryota; Metazoa; Arthropoda; Insecta; Lepidoptera; Bombycidae. The record is from RefSeq and is a predicted model, not a curated record.